AUGAGCACCCUCUUCGUAUUCCGGCUCGUAUGGGGACUAACGAGGCACUGGUCACAGGCUGCCGACACCUUCGACAAUGACUCCGCCCUAUCGAUACUAUAUAUCAACAAGGCGUACAAACCAAGCGCCCUCGAGCCCGGCGGAUGGUUUGAGAUGCAAGACAUCGUUAUUCCCUACCGCAGCGACGAUGGAACCCUUGAGCCCGACUCUCCCCUCGGACGUCUUGGUGGUCUCUUCCGCGACGCCAGCCACGCCCUUAAGCGCCCCAUGGAUGUCGCAGUCCAGUACAGGGGCAUGAUGGGGAAGGCUGGCUUCACUAAUCUCGUCGAGCGCGAAUUCAAGUGGCCGCUCAACACGUGGCCCAAGGACCGCCGAUACAAAGAGAUUGGUGCCUGGACGUUCCAGAACUACAACCUAGGCCUCGAGGGCUUGACCCUGGCGUUAUUCACAAGGGCGCUGAAUUGGACGUCGGAGGAGACAUUGGCAUACUGCGCGGAACGCAGGCUUGUUGUCUACGGUCAGAAGCCCGAAAAAUGA
Molecule: messenger RNA, 537 nt
Organism: Parascedosporium putredinis
Lineage: Eukaryota; Fungi; Ascomycota; Sordariomycetes; Microascales; Microascaceae
Source: the annotation of a GenBank genome assembly